Molecule: messenger RNA, 345 nt
Organism: Dictyostelium purpureum
Lineage: Eukaryota; Evosea; Eumycetozoa; Dictyosteliales; Dictyosteliaceae
Exons: 1
Coding region: 1-345 (114 amino acids)
Source: RefSeq, a predicted model, not a curated record
AUGUCUGAAGAAAAGGAAUAUUUUGCAGUAGAACAUCAUAGACAAGUUAAUGACAGAUAUAUGACAUACUAUUUGUGUAUGUCUGAUAUAGAAAGAUUUUCUAAAAAAUAUAAAAACUAUGUAGAUUAUUUUAAUAAGAAAAAAGCAGAUCCAGAGGUACAACGUAUUGAUGAAUGUAGAGCCGUCACCAAAGAAUAUUGGUCAUAUGUAUGUCAAUUAAAAGAAACCUAUCCAAAUUAUUUCCAAAAGAAGAAAUCAAUUUUAUUAGAAAACCAUACCGAUUUCGUAGAUUUAGUUAAACCAUUAGACAACGAUAAAAAUAAUAUAAAGUUAUAUGCCUUAUAA